This is a messenger RNA of Camellia sinensis, 855 nucleotides long. The record is from RefSeq and is a predicted model, not a curated record. NCBI's taxonomy places the organism in Eukaryota, Viridiplantae, Streptophyta, Magnoliopsida, Ericales, Theaceae.
AUGGAUCCAAACAUUGAACAAUUAUUGGGUCUUGAAACUAAUGUAGAUUUGUUGUCCAAUUGUUGUCGCCAUAGCCAAUGUUUUGAAGGGGGUGUUGCUGCUUUCCAUUUGGUUCUGUCCAAAUAUGCUAUUGAGUGUGGGUUUGACUUCAAAUUUGUGAAAAACGAUUCAGUGCGGGUCACGGCUGUGUGCACAUUACGAGAGCAAAAAGGGUGUACAUGGUUGAUACAUGGAAGGGUUCAAACAUGCAAUGGAUACUUUUACUUGAAGAGGUUGAACAACUUGCAUAAUUGUGGUGCUAUUGUUCGCACUGGAAAGAAUAGUAGACUCAAUUUUGAACUAGUUUGCAAUGUUAUUGGUGAUCGGUUAUGUGAUAAGCCGCUUACAUGUCCCACUGACGUCGUGUUUGACCUAAAAAAGGAGUACGAACUGAAUGUUAGUUACCACAUAGCCUGGUUAGGUGUGGAGAAGGCAAGAGGCGAAGUGUAUGGUGACUAUCAUGUUUCAUUCGAUCAACUUAGGUGGGAUGCAGAUACAAUUAUGCAGUACAACCCUAGGAGUUAUGUCAACUUGGAUUUUAAGCAGUCAACUGGCCGAUUUAAAUGGUUCUUCAUAUCAUUCAAAUCUUGCAUUGACGAAUUCAACCAUAUCCGCCCAUUAUUGUUUCUUGAUGGAAGUCGUGUUAGGGAGGCGUACUCCAAUGGUUGCACAUGGAUUGUUAGCAAGGCAAAUGAAGACAUAUACAAUGUCUAUUCAUUUCCAACGGUGUUGGUAGACAUUGGCAAACGUUCAUGUUCAUGUUUCCAGUGGCAAUUGAAUGGAUUCCUAGGUGCACAUGUGGUGGUUGCAAUAUAG